Molecule: messenger RNA, 1716 nt
Organism: Striga hermonthica
Lineage: Eukaryota; Viridiplantae; Streptophyta; Magnoliopsida; Lamiales; Orobanchaceae
Source: the annotation of a GenBank genome assembly
AUGGAUGUUUGGAUUAUUGCUGCUGCUGCUGGUGCAGGGUAUGUAGCUAAGCGUUUCAAGAAAUUGAAUAUGGGUAAGUGUAACUUUUCAGAUUCGUCAUCCGAGAAUCUUGAAAGUGCGACCAAGGCCCUAGGAACUGUUGUUAACCGAGUGGAGGAUGAUAUUGCAGAAGAAAUGAGUAGACCAAUAGAACGGGCUCUUCCUUGUGCUUCUGCUGUAGAACUGGCUUCUACUAGCGGAUAUCAAACUGAAAAUUUCAUAAUUUCAGGAGAUUUUGUAGGGAAUCGGGAAGUUCGGUUACAUUCUGUCAUGAAUGAAGAUAUUUCUAGCAAGUCGAGCGAAGUUGGAUUUUCUUAUGGCUUUAGACGAAAUAGAAGUAACCUUAGGAGUAGACACGUCAACAAUAGAUGUAUAAAACCUCGUACUUCGCUCGAGAGUUGUCUUAUGGCUCAGUUGUACAACGAACAUGACCAAAUGGAAGAAUAUACUUACUCUACUUGUAUGCCAUGGGAACCAACGUUGAGGCCGUUCAUUGUGACUGAUGGAAGCCAAAUAAUCAGCCGAGCAUCUAAUGAAUCUUGCAGUAAAGGACUUUUUAAGUUAGGAAAAGAUAACAACCGAAAUUGUGCUCCAAGAUUACAGAAUGAUGUGCCGGUGAAAAAACAGCAGGUCGUAACCUCUGAUACUCUCUCCAUGUCAGGGUCAUCGUCAGAUGGUGCUCUUCUUUUCUACCUCGGGCUGACUAUGGGCAUCACAUAUUCUUCAUUACAUCAAAAAAGGGAAAUCGAGAAGUUGAGAAAUUCAUUGAAGCAGACAGAGGAUCUCGUUGAAGAUCUUCAAGAGGAGCUUGAAAUGAAGGAUGCAUCAACUUUGAAAGAGGUUGCUGUAGAGGAUCACGAAUCAGUGGACGUGCAAAAUUAUUCUUACUUUAACGAUCCUAUGCAAUCCCUGUCACCUGAACAGAAAUUGGACUGUUCUCCAAGUAACUUUAAUGAAGAUUAUCGUGAUCGGGAUUCUGAGGAAGAAUCUUUGAGAAAAAUUGAAGCUGAGCUGGAAGCAGAAUUGGACAGGUUGGCGUUGGCGUCAAAUAUGAAGUCGUCCAGCUUGGAAGGGAAAUUGUUGAAUGCAGCUGAGCUCGACUCAGAUCUUCGGCCCGAGUUUUUCGGCACCAAACCCGGUUUUCAACCUAAUGCUGCUCGGGACUCGACCAGCGGCUACUCCUCCCCCACUGCUACCACUCCCUACUCAGUCCACUACCCGGUUUCCCCCCGAGACCUUAGCCUUCGUCUACAUCAAGUCAUCCAGUCGAGACUCGAGGAUCGUGUAAGAGAACUCGAGACAGCUCUCGAGCAAAGCCGGAAAAUAAUCAAUCGGCAAUCCAAGAACAAUAACCCACGUGAAAGUGAAAGCCCGUUUUCUUCAGCAGAAAUAAUACGGCAUGUGGACCAGCCCGUGGUCAUAAAUCUUUCAGGGGAGGCCCUAAGCGCGUACAACGAGGCGUAUGAUGAACUGGCAAAGCUGUCUGAAUCGGACAAUGCCAGCUUGGACAAUUAUGCUGAGCUGUGUUCGGAUAAAAUGACGGUGUCUGGUGCUGACCUGUUGUAUGAUGGGAGUGAAGAUGAGAUGGAGAGGCUGUUGAUAAGGCAGAUUGUGGAGAAGGCGCGGCAAGGCUCGCCUGCGGUUUUGAAGGCGCAAAGGGAUUUGUUUUGCAGUUAA